This is a messenger RNA of Tachyglossus aculeatus (Australian echidna), 273 nucleotides long. RefSeq names its product serine rich and transmembrane domain containing 2 (gene SERTM2). Bases 1 to 273 code for a protein of 90 amino acids. The record is from RefSeq and is a predicted model, not a curated record. NCBI's taxonomy places the organism in Eukaryota, Metazoa, Chordata, Mammalia, Monotremata, Tachyglossidae. Gene Ontology annotation, cellular component: intracellular membrane-bounded organelle. The transcript has a single exon.
AUGACCGAGGUGUAUUUUAGGUACCAUGGAAACCUCACGGGCCGGGCCCAUUUCCCCACGCGGGCGGCCGAAGCGGACGCUGCCUCGGAUAAGUAUGCUAACAUGUACGUGUACAUGGGCUUGUUCCUGAGCCUCCUGGCCAUCCUCCUCAUCCUGCUCUUCACCAUGCUGCUCCGCCUCAAGCACGUCAUCUCCCCCAUGACGACCGAGAGCACGGAGAACGUCCCCCAGUUCACCAAUGUCGAGAUGCAAAGAGGGAUCCCCACCCCUUAG